This is a messenger RNA of Cannabis sativa, 780 nucleotides long. RefSeq lists its product as uncharacterized. Lineage: Eukaryota; Viridiplantae; Streptophyta; Magnoliopsida; Rosales; Cannabaceae. The transcript has a single exon. The record is from RefSeq and is a predicted model, not a curated record. Bases 1 to 780 code for a protein of 259 amino acids.
AUGAUCCUACCCAGGAAAGUAGUGCUAGAAAUUGAAUCCAUUUGUAGAAGUUUUCUGUGGAAUGGUAAUCAUGUAGCUACAGGCUCGGCUGCAGUAGCUUGGAACUCUAUUUGUGAUACUAAAUCAACAAGUGGAUUGGGGUUCAGGAACAUCUCUGAUUGGAAUCUGGCAGCCAUGUUCAAGUAUGUUUGGGCUAUUGCAAAAAAAGAGGACAACCUAUGGGUAAAGUGGGUGCAUAAUGUCUACAUAAAAGAGGACAAUUGGUGGUCUUACAAGGCCACAUCAGCAGCUAGUUGGUAUUGGAAGAAGCUAGUCACUAUAAAAGAGAGAGCAAGAGAACUUUUUGAUGAAGAUCAAGUGCUAAAUGAAAAGUACAAGGUGGUGGUGGGGUUUCAAUCACUAAGACCUUCUACUUGUAGAGUGGAAUGGAGUUCUAUUGUGUGGAGUCGAAUGAAUAUGCCCAAACAUAGUUUUAUUUUUUGGCUCUCUAUGCUUAAUCGACUCAAAACAAAGGAUAGAAUACAAGUUUAUAAGCAGGUUGAGGAUACAAAGUGCUUUUUCUGCCAAACCGAAGAAGAGACUUUGCAGCACUUGUUCUUUGAUUGCUCCUUCUCGUCAAACUGCUUAAAGGAAAUAAAGGAUUGGCUUUCUUGGAGGAUGGCUUCCAAUUCUUUGCAUCGAAUAGUAAGGUGGAUACGAAAAGCGAAGAUUAGCAAGGCUAAAAAAGAUGAUUCUUACUGCAGUUUUGGCAGCCCUAGUAUACUCCAUUUGGAGAGCUAG